GGGGGAUUGGGGGUCACACAGCUGUGGUUAAAUUCCAGGUGCUCUCCUCUUGUUGCCCUGGGAACCAUGCUGCUGUUAGCACACUGCUUCCUAAUUCCUGCUGCAUUUGUUACUAGCAGAUUUCAGUGAUUGUGUCUCAGCUUAGGCUGAUCUACUUAUGUAGGAGAGCAUUUGCUAAUUGCUGCUGCUGACCUUGUGCUUUCUCCCCUGUAGGUGUUUCUUCUCUCCUGUGAAGAAUCUGCUCCCCUAUAGGAAGGAGAAGAGCUGGUGUAGAGCCGUGUUGCCUGCAGGGAGUGAAGGAAGGAUGGACAGGUGCUGAGCUGAGGGAACAGGCUGGGAGAGGAGCUGUCUCGUGGUCCUUCACUUCUGGACUAGUAGGGAAGGAAAAGAACAGUUGAGACUGUGGAAAUUAGUGCUCUAUUUAUCAUGGAGAAAUAAAGAAGCUUAUUUGGAAGUACUACCUGUGCAUGUUCCUUAUUUAACACAAAGGCUGCAAUCAAGCUAGCUAAAUAUUACCUGUUACCCGCUUACAGGGCAAGGCACGUGUUUGCAUAAUUUCUGCAGACAGGAGCUGCAGCCCAGUUGGAAACUGUAACCUGUGUGACUUAGUGAAAGUAGAUAGCACAGCUGAGAUGGGGUUGGCAGUGCUGCAGACAGAGCAGAGGCUGGAAAGGUAAUUGGAGAUGUCCUCCAGUGCUUCAGAAGUGUUCUGUUUGCACUGAUAACCUCUUCCUGAAGAGCUGUUCCGACAAGCUAGGAAGGUGUGACCUGUCUGGCAGUGUGACUGGGAUGUGUUUGGCUGAUCUUGCUUAGUGUGUUAUGCAAUGUUCUCAAAGUCAUUAGCAUCGUGUGGAGUUCAGGGCUGCUUUCUAUUUACAGCUGUGGCAGCAGAACAAGUCUCUUUACUACUGCCUGCAUGCUGUCUUUGGGAGAUUCUGGAUCUUAGAUCACUCCAUAUUCUUUAUUACACAGCAGUGCAAGUGUAACAAUUUCAAAUACUUGACCUGUGAGCUUUCAUGUCAGAAUCAAUCUGCUGACCUCCAGCUGCUGAACACUGAGCAAGAUCUGGGCCUUGCUUGAGUUGUGAAGAAGUCUAGAUGGAGACACUUAAAGUUGGCAGCAGUGUUUGAAGGUGCUGCCCCUUUCAGAUGUCGGAACCUAGAUGCUUGGUAGUAGACAGUGUCCUGAGCUGCCCCUCCCCUCACCCAGUGGUGCCUUGUGCUUUUCUGAGAGACAGCCAACCUCACUUCUGCAUGGUAGCUCUGUCUGCUGCAUCUUCCUGCUUGCUACCUGAGUUCACUUGUUAGAACCAGAACAGCCAUGGAGCUGUGCAGAGGGCUGUGAUGUGGAGCAGGGCUGUCCCAUGGGUGGUGUGCGAGGGGAGCCAUGCCUGCCCCCAUCGGAGCAGCUCCCACGGAGAUGAAAUGGAUGUCUGGCCUUUGCUUGCUAGCUCAGGGUGGUGUUUCCCUAGCUUCCCCAGUAAGGAUUCAUAGCAGAUAGCUGCAGUGCUUUCUCUUCCUGACAGAAGAAUAGGAAAAGUGAAUUACUAAAACCUAAGUCAAGACUUGUAAAUGGGACAGGUGGCUCUGUUGUGAGAAGUUCCCUGCCACCUGAAACACUUUUAAUACGAGCUUGUUUCUGUGCAGCCUGCAAAUAACUACUGGCUGAGAACCCUCUUGAAAGCUGCAUCAUUGUUUCCAAGUGGUGAGGAGGCUUCCCUGGUGUGUGGGACAGUUACCUGAAAUGCUGUGCAAUGCUGCCCACCCUCUGAAGCAGACCCCCCUGGUGCAGUGGCUGAGCUGUGCCACCUCGCUGAGAACUUACAGACAUCUCUGGUGAGGAUGCAGCACUGCCUUUCACAUAGCUGCUUACUGGCAAAUUCAGAUGUGGUGUUUUCUGCUUUGCUCAGGUUCAUCAGCACCCCACAUCACCCACAAGAUCAAAACAAUCUGCACAGAGGGAUGUGGUGGGAAGGUUCAGAGGUAUUUUCUUGGCGAAUUAUUGUUAUAAAGAGAAUGUAUUGAGGUCUACAGGGGAGGUGGGCUUUACGAGCAUUUUGGGAUGAUCUACAACUUUGAUGCAACCUGUUACCCUUUGCUGCUUCUUUAAGGGAGAAUGUCUGUCCCUGGGGUGAUCGCUUCUCACACACUGCUUGGUGCCUUCUGUCCCAAACUGACACUUCUUCAGGCAAGCAGUGAGGAUCAGGAUGCAGCACUGCAGGUUCACCACCUCCUGGCAGUUGGCUGUAAGCAGGGAAUGAGAUCUGUGAGCCCUGGAUCCAGGGGCACCACUGACAUGGCAGGGAGCUGGAAGCUGCCUUGUCACAGCCAACAAAGCUGAGGUCCCUGCAUGGCCUUUCAGCAGCACUCUGAGCUGCAGUGUUACAGGCCAUCCUGCCAGAUGCUGGAAAUGCUUCAGCUUAGGAGUUAGGAUGAGCAUUCUGAUUUGGGAAAAACUAUUCUGCUUUGUGAAAUACCUAUGUCCUUUAACUUAAUCUCCUUAAAUCAGAGUAGGAAAUAUCUAUGAGCCCUGUCUCUUGCUAUUCUGCUUCCAAGAACUUGUCCAGGUCACAAGAGGAAGGAGUUAAAUCUCAGCUGAGUCAUUCUGGAUGUUUUGGCCUUGAACUCUCACCCAGUGUCACAACAGAGAAACUGCCAGGGCUGACCAACGUCAGCAGUCAGUGCUGGGCAUCCAGCUCAAAUAGCAGAGGGAGCAAAUGCUUUGGACCACGUGCAUCUGGCAGCUUCAGCAGUGAGUGCUUCAGGUCAGGCAAAGGCUGCCUGCCAAGUGUGGGAAUGUCAGGACAGCCUGCUCAUUCCCUCCUCCCCUGCUGCAUAUGCUUGCACUCUGAAACUGAGGGCCAGGAUUAGAACAAGGGGAGCCCACCCAUAAACCCGGGAGCAGAGGUGCUGUGCUGGCAGCUGUCAUUGUCCAGUGACUUUUCUGGCUCCAUUCAGACCAGCAAAGUCCCCGCUGGCAAGUUCCCAGAGCUGCAAGGCUGGAAAUGUGCAGUGAGGGCAACCUGGGGCCAUUCUACUACUCAUGAUCUUGGCUGCUGCUCAGUAACCAACCCCUUGCUUGGCCUCUCUUCCUGCAGGUAGCUUAACUCUGUAUGACUAAUUGUGCAGGGGUUAAAUCUGUCCAUCAUACUUGUUUUUUUUUUUAUAAAUAAAUAAAUAGGUAAAGGAUGCUGAUGUGCUCUGGCAGAGCUCUCCUGCCCUAAUCCCUGACCUCUGCACUGCUGUGCAUAUAGUUCCCUCUCCAGGGGGCUGCUGCCAGGCAACUGCUUACCAAGAGCGAAUCAAAGCUGGUGUUUUCCCCACGUACAUCACUGUGACAAACAGCACUUCCCAGAGACGUGUGGGCUGCUCGUGCUGGGCGCUGUCCUGCAGGUAGUGGAGGUAACAAAAUGCCAGUGGUGUUUGCUCCUGGGCACUCAGGGAGGGCAGUGUUCUUAGCCGAUGCUGUCCUGGUUUCAAUUGCAAAUUUCCCAGCAAUGGGGAACUGUCCGUGCAGAUUCCUGAGCCUCCUGCAGCUGGAUUCUGGGAGGAAUAGCGUGGAGCUUUACUAACAGUCUUUCAGGAGGUCUGGCUGACCUGUGUCAUCUCAGCUGCUCUGAAUCUUAAUCUUUCCACAGCAUGGAUGAUUCUGUGCCUUUGUUUGCCCUGCAGCCUCUCUGGGCUGUGAUGGUGCCAGACGGAAGAAAGGAAGACGCAGGGGCACAGCAGAGAAUGCAGGAUGAUGCAGCACCAAUUCUGGUUCUUAUUUUGCCCAGACCUGGUAGGGGUAGCUAUGCCUUAGUCCCUAAAACAUCAAAUUUAGGAUAAAACCAGAGAGAAUUCACUUUGUUCAGUAAGCACAUAUCAUAGAAUGGCCUGGGUUGAAAGAGACCACAAUGAUCAUCUAGUUGCACAGAGCAGUCUGCACUGCUUGUGUAGCGGCUGCAUCUUCCACUGAGUUUCCAGAUGUUGCCAUAUAGAUGUUUCCCCAGCAGUGCUUAUAGGUGCUGUAGCAUCAUCCCCUUUUCCUGUGGAGGCGCCAAGAUGUGCAGGUGAAAUCCUGCCCCACAGCUUGGCUGCUGAAUGAUGGGAGCCAGUACUGGGAGUUACAGGGAGUGAUCUGCAGAGCUGUGCUGCGUCACAGUGCCAUGGACAAAUUGCCUUUCUCCACAUCUCCCCUCACACAAAGAUAAGUCCUGUCAGCCGUGUAGGGUGCAGCAGGGUGCGUGUGGGCAGAGCUGUGCUCACCGCUCUGUUUAUCUCACUUUUCCCACGAGGAACUGUGAAACCACAGAGCAGAGCAUAAGGCUGAUUCGCAGUAGCCUCAGAGCUGAGGCUGGUGAUGCUGCAGCUCUCACUAUUGGGCUAGCCUAAAACCUUGUUUUCCUGUGACCUUGGUUUCCAGAUCAAACAUCUGAGUGCUCACAUCCGUUUUAAGUGAUGUCUCACUGUGCUGCAGGUUGCAGCAGUUGCUAUACCAGGCUAUGGAGGACUCAUCUUUCCCUUUUGGGUAGUACAGCACAGGUCUUGUGAGCACUCACAUGUGAGUCUGUGGAUGACUGUGACAAGGAGGGUUGUUUGGGUUCCCCUGAGCCAUGUUCUAAGGCACCAGGACAGUUCCCGUGCUAGCAUUUGGUAUUUCUGCUCUCAGGGAGGUAAUUUAGAGAGCAGCAUGUGUCUGGAGAGUCCCUGGAGCAAGCAGAACAAGCACAGAGAGCAUGUUCCUGUAAAUAAAAAGCUUCUUAUUAAAGGAAAUUGCCCCUUUGCUCCAGCAUUGGCACCCCUGCCCUGCGCCCUGUCCUUUGGCCUCAGCCUUGUGCUGAAGGCAGCUUGGUGGGAAGCUGGAGCAGAUGGUGAAGCAUUAUGAAGGAGCUUUGCCCCCUGCCCCCCAGGGGCCACGGCAGCGUGCUCACAGGUUUUUCUCCUGCUUCUGAAUGCAGCAGGGAACAAACCGGGGUUCCUCUUUAGCUGAGAGGCCUGGAGUGACCCAGUGGGCAGACCCCAGCAUGGUGGUGCCUGCAGCCUCCUGUCCCUUGGAUGCAGUCUCAAGCAGUGACAUGACAUGGACAAAGACAUGCUGCAGGACGAGGCCGGCUCAUGCUGACAGCUAUCGGUGGAGCUGUUUCACACCAUUCUGCGCACGCACUGGGCGGGCGGUACCUCUGUGCGAGGUGAAAAACAAGGGGCUGCCUCCUGUCUCUGCUGCCGGCAGGGCAUGGCGCUCACCCUCUCCUGUGUGCUGCUCGCCUUCCUUACCCUGCUGCUCCUCGUCUGGGGUUCAGGGACUCUCAAGAGUCAAGUGAUUCUAGUGACAGUAGGAGAGCCCGUGUCGAUGGAGUGUCCUUUCCACAAAUACAACAGCACUAGCAAUCCCUUCUAUGAGAUCCUCUGGAGCCAUAGGAAUGAGUCGAGAAGGAUCCUGCAAUUUAGGAUGACACAGUCCAAUCAGUCCUAUGUGUAUGACAGCAAAGGCCGCUUCAGCGGCGUUCUGGAUUUUGGAAGGAGCGUGAGCUUUCUCAACAUCUCAACAGUGCUUAUGAAUGACACUGGUCCUUACUUUUGCUAUGUGAAGAUAGGGAACAGCGAUCCGACUAGCAAGAUGAUUUACCUGCUCGUUACAGGUCAGCAGCUCUGGGCAGCCCCUGGGGACCUCAGCUACUCUGCACUUCAGGGCAGUAAAGUCACCUUGGACUGUGAUUUCCCCACUAACCUGACUGGCAACUUCACAGACCUCUUUUGGCUGCACAAACGAGACCAGAGCCCACCCCGACUCAUAGCAUGGCACUUCAGGUCCAGUUUCCAGGUUGAGAACGGCAGCAUUGGAAGUCGUUUCCAGAGCUCAUUAGAUCUGGAAAAUCACCGGAGCCGUCUCACCAUUACUGAGUUGGAAGAGAAGGACAGUGGCUGGUACCAGUGUCACGGAGGCCUGGGAGAGCUUUCUGGCGGGCAAAGAGGGAGGGGAACCAACCUCAUUCUGAAAGGCUCUUCAUCUGUCCUGCUGAUGUGUUUGAGGAGCGCUGUGUUUGCUGUGAUUGCUCCAUGCUUGUAUGUUCUGUACAGGUGUUAUAUCCAGCUGAAGAGACAGAACACCUUGGCAGACAGACUGCAUCCCCACUGUGGGCCUUCAGAGACCAUGGGCGGGGAGACCAUGAGCAGGGAAGCCAUCUAUGUCAACACUGACAGCACGGAGUACAGUCUCCUCACUUUCCCAGGAAGGAACCCUGCAGCAGGGGACAUGGAACAAAGAUGACAGCCCGGAAGGGCCCAGCAGGACACAGGGAUCUGUGCUGCACAUGCUGUGUUCAUGGCACCAUGGAUAAUUCUUCUCCACUGUGUAUCAUGCAAAGGUCUCCAGCAAACUCUUCUCUCCUUCAGCGGUUGUUUCUUCUGUUCAAUUAAAUCCUCUUGAGAACAAACCCUGUGAAUGUAUGUUCAGUUUCUGCUGUACUUGGCUGUUUUGGCUCCUGGUGGAAUUGGCUUUCGGCUACUGUGCAUCUAGCCUAGCUCGGACAAACUUUUGCAUCACCCUCUAGGCCUGUUACCACCUGCCAGACACAACCACAUCCUCCGCCAAUGGAGGAAACGCUUGGCUGCUUUUUGGGGUGGAGCAACGCCUACAUGGCAGCUUUUCUUGCUGGAGGAGGGAGGGAGAGGUGCUCUGCUCUGUUGUCUCUGCUCUUGCCACUGUUCCCUCAAGAAUGCAAAAUUCUGGAGCAGGGAAUAAAGCACCAAUUCUCACCGUCCUUGCCAAACCAUGGGCAGCUGUGGUACUGCAUCAGUCAGCACCUCUGGGCUCAGCUGAUGCAUGGCACAAGGCAGAAGAGGUGAAGGCCUUCCAAAACAAGCCUCUAUUGUUGUGACCUUGGUUUUGUGAUCAAAUCUCUCUGUGGUUGAUGAAAUCAUAUCAAGAUGGUUGUGCUGGUUUUGUGUAAGGUGGUAUUUGGGUUUCCUCUGUCACCUCAUGAUUUUCUCUGAUAUGUGCUGGCUAUAGCAGAGCACCACAGCGCUCUGUGUCCAUGCUGAAGAGGCUGCUGCUCUCAGCAGGAUGUUUCAUAACCAGUUGGGUAUUUCUGUUCCUUGUGGGAUGCCUCCAGAAAAACCCUGCGUCCACUCCACUUUGGAGUACCCUGCUGCCUCCUGUGCUGCAGACACACCAUGCUUUGAGGUGGUCAGUUACAGUGGCUCUGAGGAGCAUCAGCCAUCACUUUUCACUCUUGUUUUUCUCUCACUCCUCCCCGGGGAGACUGUGUCACAGAAAAUUGGUCAAGGUCAUACAGAGGGAAGUCAUUGCUUUUGUUAGACAAACUGAUAUAGAAGGUGGAAAAAAUAGAUAAGCCGUUGGGCACGUGAGCCCUUGUUGAGAGCACUGCAGCGUGUCACCAUAGCAUCUGGUUUGUUGUGCCAUACCUGUCCAUCUCUGGGACUAAAGAUGCAGUGCCAGAGUGGCCUAACAAGACAGGACCCUGUCCUAGAUCUCAUGGCUCCAUUUUCCCUCACAGCCAGAGCACAACUAGGGCUGUGUUGGGAACUUGCAAUCAUCUCUUGGGCUUGGAGAUGCCUUGCCUUGGGAGCUGGGCUGCAGAGUCUGCUUGCACUGUGGUGGUGUUAGACAGGUGGGCCUUCAUGCCUGUUGACUCUGGCAGCUUUUUGCUUUUCCAAUCUGCAGUCCUUCUGCACUGGGCACCAAUUGUGCUGCAACCAGAGCCCCUGAAACCAUGUCCCUCUGGUAGGCUGAUCGAGUUUCAGUGGUGACCCCACUCUGUACCCUGCUUUUGGGGAGGGCUGCAUGUCCAAGGAUGUGACUGGAGGUGCAGAUGCUGGACCCUUGCCCCAAUUAUUAGAGCCCGACUGCUAAAGCUCUGUUGCAGCAAAUGGAGCAAUGUGGUGAGCUGGAGUCCCCCAGCCCCUUGUGUCAUUUACAUAUGCCUCACCAGCACCAGCAGCACAUACAGUAGCCCGGGCUUGUGCAGCACUGCAGUCUGCCUCAGAACAGCCUCCCUUCCUCUGCUCCUGGAUCCUACCAUGGCCCUGGGCUUCAUGCUCCUGCUGCUGGUGGGGACAGCAGGGUCAGCCGCCCAGGAGGAAGACAAUGGUCGCUAUUUCUGCUCAUUGCCUCUCACCACCAACUGGCUGUAGAAGGGAGCAAAUCCAGCUGGCUCACCCCACACAAAUAUGGUGUGAUGCUGUCAGCAGACAGAAUGGCAGCCACGGAAAGAAGGGACAAGGCCUCCCUGCAGGCUGAGGCUCUGGUGUGGUUUAAUAAUGGUAAUAAAUGUAAUAAGUACAAUAAAUGUAAUAAUAAAUAAUAACAAAUUAAAAAAAACAAAUAAAAAUUCAAUGAAAAAUAAUAAAUAAAAAAUAAAUGUCCUCA
Meleagris gallopavo (turkey) is the source of this 8370-nucleotide messenger RNA. RefSeq lists its product as uncharacterized. Gene Ontology annotation, cellular component: plasma membrane. The record is from RefSeq and is a predicted model, not a curated record. Lineage: Eukaryota; Metazoa; Chordata; Aves; Galliformes; Phasianidae.